Poecile atricapillus (Black-capped chickadee) is the source of this 3513-nucleotide messenger RNA. RefSeq names its product DNA polymerase alpha 2, accessory subunit (gene POLA2). The record is from RefSeq and is a predicted model, not a curated record. Bases 101 to 2008 code for a protein of 635 amino acids. Gene Ontology annotation, cellular component: alpha DNA polymerase:primase complex. Gene Ontology annotation, biological process: DNA replication; DNA replication initiation. The transcript has 18 exons. Lineage: Eukaryota; Metazoa; Chordata; Aves; Passeriformes; Paridae. Gene Ontology annotation, molecular function: DNA binding.
AGCCACGCCCCUUUUCGAUUUAGCCACGCCUCCUCGCCUUAUAUGGCGUGGCCACGCCCUCUCCCUCACGGAGUCGCGCCCGCGCGGUUCGAGCGCGGCCAUGGCGGAGCCGGGGCUGGAGCCGGAGCGGGGCCGGGAGCCGGUGACGGCCGAGGCGGUGCUGAGGGAGCUGCGGCUCUUCGAGCUGCGCUGCCAGGGCGAGGAAGUGCCCGACAAGCUGGUGGAGCUGUGCCUGAGCCACGGGCUGGGCCCGGUGGCCUUGGCCAACGAGCUGCUGGCCUUCAUCACCAGCAAAGACCUGGAGCCCCAGCUCACCCCUGAGGGCCUGGACGCCUUCGAGCACGAGGUGCUGGCCAAGCGCGGCCGCCGCGGCCGGGACGAGCGCCGAGGGCUCCUCCACGACAUCCACUCGCUGCAGGAGCUCCUCACCGAGGAGCAGGAGGACGAGCUGCUGGACGCCUACACCACCCCAUCCAAGGGCUCCCAGAAACGCAGCAAUUCCACACCGGAGACGCCCCGGCCCAAGCGGGCGCCGUCGUCCCGCAGCCCCUACGGGCUCUUCUCCCCCGGCAGCUUCUCCCCGAGCGUCACCCCCUCCCAGAAAUACUCAUCCCGUGGGGGCCGGGGCGAGGUCGUGGCCUCGUUUGGCUCCGUCCAGGGCCUGACCUGGCACGGCCACGGCGGCUGCAGCGUCAAACUCUUCGGGGGCCCUGAGCAGAACCUCACCAAACCCUACAAAUUCAUGUUCCAGAAGGCGCUGGACGUCCGGGAAGCGCUGGCCGGGCGGGUGGAGGAGCUCGGGGAGGUUCUGAGGAGGCACCACGGCCUGGACGGCUUCAGCUCGACCGCGCUGCCCGCCCAGGAGCCGGUGACGGUGCUGGGGCAGAUCAGCUGUGAUGGGAACGGGAAGCUCAACGCUCGCUCCGUGCUGCUGGUGGGGGACAGGGAACACUCAGGGGGGGCCCAGAUCCCGCUGGACCUCUCGGAGCUUCCGGAAUAUUCCCUGUUCCCAGGACAGGUGGUGGCUCUGGAAGGCACCAACAGCACGGGCAGGAGGAUGGUGGUGACCAAACUCUACGAGGGGGUCCCUCUGCCCUUCCACACCCCCACGGAGCCCAUGGCAGGGCAGAGGAUGGUGCUGGUGGCCUGUGGCCCCUUCACGCCCUCGGACGGCGUCGCCUUCGAGCCCCUCAGUGACCUCCUGGACGUGGUGGCCCGAGACCGCCCCGACGUUUGUAUCCUGCUUGGGCCGUUCCUGGACGCCAAACACGAGCAGGUGGAGAGCUGCCAACUCCUGAGCUCCUUCUCCGACGUUUUCCAGCUCUGCCUCAGGACCAUCAUCGAGGGCACCAGGAGUUCUGGCUGCCAGCUGGUCCUGGUGCCCUCGCUCCGCGACGUCUCCCACGAUUUCGUGUAUCCUCAGCCUCCCUUCCCCUGCCCGGACCUGCCCAAGGAGGACAGAGCGCGCGUGCUCCUGGUGUCCGAGCCCUGCACCCUGGACAUCGACGGCGUCGUCUUCGGCCUCACCUCCACCGACCUCCUCUUCCACAUGGGGGCUGAGGAGAUCAGCAGCUCCUCGGGGAUCUCCGAUCGCUUCACGCGGAUCCUGCGGCACGUCCUGACCCAGCGCUGUUUUUACCCGCUGUUCCCGCCCUCGGAGGAGCUGAACGUUCACCUGGAGGCGCUGCCGGCGCUGCCGGUGACCCCGGACGUGCUGGUGACGCCCUCGGAGCUGCGCUUCUUCCUCAAGGACGUCCUGGGCUGUGUCUGCGUCAAUCCCGGGCGUUUGACCAAGGGCCGGGCCGGGGGCACCUACGGGCGGCUGCUGCUGCGGAGAGAGCGGCACCGGGAGAAUCCCGGGGAGAAUCCCGGGGAGAAUUCCGGGGAGAAUUCCGGGAAUGAGCCUGGGGACAAUCCUGGGGAUAAUUCCAGGGAUAAUUCCAGGGAUAAUUCCGGGGCUGAGCCCCGGAGCAGCCCCUGCGUGGCCGCCCAGGUGGUGAGGAUCUGAGCUGGCUCCGGGCAGGAGCAGGAACUGGGGAGAAACUCCUGGAAAUGAGGGGAAAACACCUGGAAUUGGGGCAAAAACUCCUGGAAUUGGGGAGAAACUCCUGGAAUUGGGGAGAAACUCCUGGAAUUGGGGAGAAACUCUUGGAAAUGGGGCAAAAACUCCUGGAAUGGGGAGAAACUCCUGGAAUUGGGGAGAAAACUCCUGGAAUUGGGGUGAAAACAUCUGGAAUGGGGGAGAAAACUCCUGGAAUUGGGGUGGAAACAUCUGGAAUUGGGGAGAAACUCCUGGAAUUGGGGUGGAAACAUCUGGAAUUGGGGAGAAACUCCUGGAAAUGGGGCAAAAACUCCUGGAAUUGGGGAGAAAACAAUUCCUGGAACUGAGGUGGAAAUAACUCCUGGAAUUUUGGUGAAAACAAUUCCUGGAAUUGGGGUAAAAACAAUUCCUGGAAUUGGGAAGAAACUCCUGGAAUUGGGGUGAAAACAUCUGGAAUUUUCAUGAAAACUCCUGGAAUUGGGGUAAAAACUCCUGAAAUUGGGGUGAAAACAAUUCCUGGAAUUUUGGUGAAAACUCCUGGAAUUUUGGUGAACCCCCCCAAUGUUUUGGCACAUGGAAGAAUUUCACCCCUGGAAAAGGGAAUUUGGGAAUCUGGAUGUGGAUCCUCCCCGUCCUGGCGUCACCCCUCGCCCUCAUUAGAGUUUAAUUAGCACAAAACCAAUUAAUUACGAGCUCCUGGCGCUGCUGCUUCCCAGGAAAACACAAAGCUCCGGCUCUGACCCUUUUCCCAAACUUUUUGCCCCAAAUUCCCGAUGAUGAUGAAAAUGAAUCCGAGUUUUUGUCUCUCCCGGUGUCGUUUCCCGAGGGAUAAAGGCAAAUCCGAGGGAUUUGGGGCUAAAACCGGGGAAAUUGGGGCUGGGGAGGGAGAUUUUCCUCCUGACUCCGAUGUGUGGCCGGGAUUUUCCCAAAAAUCUCCUUUUUCAACCCAAAACUCCCCCUGGAGCAGCUGGGGAGUGCCGGGAUCCCCCUGGAUUGGCCCAUCCCGGAUCCUCCUCUGGGUUUUGCCCAAUUCCGGCGUUUCUCACCCCAAAAUAAAGAAUUUUUCCAACAUCCAUAAAAUCUGCUUUUCCUGGGUUUUUUUUUCUCUCAUUUCCAGCUUUUUUAUUUUUUAAUUUAUUUUUUUAUCUUUUUUUUCCCGUUUUUCCCGUGGAUUCUCCCAGCCUCAGUUUCCCUUGGAAAAGCCCCGGGUUGGAUGAGCCGGAGCCGCGUCCUGGGGGGAUUUUGGGAAUUCCGGCUCUUCCCGAGCCCCCACCGCUCAAUCCCAUCCCGAAAUUCGGGAUUUCCUUCGGGAAUUCCCGAGGGUUUGGGGACAGGGAGCUGAUCCCGAUGGGAUUUUUCCGGUUUUGAUUUCCCGGGACGAGGCCGAGGGAGCUCCAGGAAUUCCCGGGAAGGGAAACGAGGCUGGGGAGGGGCUGGGACCGAUCCCAAACCCUGGAUUCCAAAUCCCGGGG